Molecule: messenger RNA, 2317 nt
Organism: Bicyclus anynana (squinting bush brown)
Lineage: Eukaryota; Metazoa; Arthropoda; Insecta; Lepidoptera; Nymphalidae
Product: respirasome Complex Assembly Factor 1
Exons: 4
Coding region: 149-535 (128 amino acids)
Biological process (GO): mitochondrial respirasome assembly
Source: RefSeq, a predicted model, not a curated record
GACUUGACAUUGACAAAUGACAGUGACGUGGCUCUAUGAUUUUCUUUUCGUGAUAUCGAAAUUUUAAUUACAAAUGAAUGAAUUUGUUAUUGAUUACUUUUAUUAGUGAAAAUUUAAUAUAUAAACAAGAAAAAUACAUUAAAAAGCCAUGUCAACCAAAAGCAAAUCUUCAGAUAACGUAACUAAGAGUAAUGGAAAUGAUAGUGUUUGGAAGAGAGCAUUCUUACCGAAUGCUGAAUGGCCUGACAAGGAGGAGUUUCUGGACGUCAUAUAUUGGAUGCGACAAGCUAUAGGCAUUGUGCUAGGCCUUUGUUGGGGUUUAUUACCCUUGAAAGGAUUUUUGGGUUUAUUGCUUUUUGUGAUAGUAAAUGCAGCAGUGAUCUAUGUCUAUGUAAACAACUUCCAAAGUGUAGACGAGGAGGAAUAUGGUGGCAUGUGGGAGAUCACCAAAGAGGGUUUCAUGACUUCAUUUGCUGGAUUUCUGGUCACAUGGAUAAUCAUGUUCACAGGUUUACACAGCACCAGUGAGUUAUGAGAUCAAAUGAGAGGCUUAGUGAAUCAGUUUUACAGGAAAGACCUUUAAAUGAAGUGUAGUACAAAGGGUUAUUUGAAAUGUCAACAGAUUUAUGAUGGGAGAUGGGAGAUGUUUUAUUUGCACAUAUAAUAUAAUAAAUUAAUAUUCAAUUAUAAAAUUCAUAUAUUUUUUAAAACAAGCUUUUAUAUAAAUGCUCUAUAGCACCAGUGUUUUCAAAACAAAUGAGCACCAUAUUCAAUGAGUUUAUUUCAAUAAGUUAAGCUUAGUCAUACCAUAUUAGAUGCUGUAGAAGAUACGCAAGUGUAACAAACUUGAUUUAUAUCAAAUGUAUUCUGUAUGUAAAUGGUUCUGAGUUGACUUCUUUGUUUAUACCCACACAUAACAGGGACAGUUAAAUAAAAGCUUGUAAAAUAUCUAUUGCACAGCCUUACCAGAAAAAUUGGAGGUACCACAAGUAUUUUUUCUAAAGUAUGACAUAUGGGUCAUCUCCCAGAUUGACCGGGUGGGGGUAUUGACCUUGGAGGCAAACCUUGUCUGGUGAUCUUUCUCCUCCCACCCAGUGAUAGUGAUUCCAGCUGCUUUUGGGGUCCCCAUUGUUAAUAGGGACUAAUCCAUAAGCUAAUGUAUGCUAAUGGAAAGAAAAUAAUCCCUUUUUCCAAACAUGAUGAGGUUUCUUGUUUUUCUGGUCAGGUUAUGAUUUCAAAUAAAAUAGAGAGAAUAUUUAAAAAAUACUAUAUACUCUUGCUUUUGAAGCUUAUGCAUAAUUAGUCUUCAUAUAUUUAUAACAAAAUACCUAUUACAGUUUUUUUUUUAUUUUAAACCUUGGAUUUUUUCACUUGUAUAUAUUUAGCUAAGUGUAGUGCCAAAAUGUAGCCAUUUGCAUUUUUUAAUUUUGAUAGUAAGUUUGUGUCAAGAGUAUUUUGAAUGUGAAAAAUUUAUAGCAAUGUUUUGUUAAAUAAGACACUUCUUACGAAUUUGGUUAGUAACUAUUACUUAAAUAUUUCCAUACAUAAUGUCCUUUUCAUAAAAGAAGUACUGUGGCAAAACCUCAACUAAAAUUGACAGCGCCUUAAACAAAUAACAAUAAGACAGCCAUUACCAAAUGUUGUCAUUUGGUAAUGGCUGGCUGAGCGCCAUUAAGACAUUAGCGCCGCGUCUGGGGGACUUCUUUCAUGAAUAGAACUAUUCAUUGAAUGAGCUGUAGACCUACCCGUCUGUAAUGUAUUGAUGAGUUGUUUUACCGAGAACUGUUUAACUCUUCGAGUAAACCUGACUGGUAUAAUACAUCAUUUUCUUAAAUACCUACCAUGCAAAAAUUGUAUCAUGAUUAACAGUUAAGUAUGUUUUAUAGUGUUUAAUUUAAAUGAAGGUUCCGUACAUCAUUUCGAAUACUUAAUAAUGGACAUAAAAAUAUAUAGAUUUUAUAAAGUGUAGAUAUUAAAGUUAAAAUAUUGUAUUGAGUAAUUAAUAACAAGUAAUUAAAUAAAUAAUGCGAUAAAUACCUAUGCUAUGGUAAGAUCAAUUUAUAUAUUGUGCAAUGCUUAGAAUUGUAAACAUUUUAUUUGAAGAAAUAUAUUACCCAUAAAAAAUACAUUAAGGUUUUAAUAAUGUUAAACUUAAUUCCAUGUGUUGUGUAAAUACAUAUUUCACUGUCAAUGAUUUAUUAUUUAUUUAAUUAUUAUUAUUUUGUAUGUUGGUUGAUGUGAGUACCUUGUGUAAUUGUAUUAUCGUGGUGAUUUUCUUGUUUUGAACAAAUAAUAAUAUGAUGGUUGAUUUAGUAUA